CGGGCUGCCAUCGUCUGCACUAAAAAUAGUUUUGUUUACGUCGUACGAUUGGGUCAAAGUACAAAGGCUGAGAGUUUAUUCGUAAUAUAAUAAUGUAUUUAACAGUUAGUUUUAUGCGGGCGACUGAUAAUCGCGCUCUGUAAAUAUAUAAAUAACGCAACGUUAUAUUCUUUUCGUGUUUAUUGAAUAACGUGGCUUGUUGAAUGGAGUUUAAUGAAUGAAAGUUAUUUUCGGUAGUCUUGAUCAACACGACACUUUAUUUUAACGGCAUUUUGCACGAUUUUACUGGAUAAACUUGUCAGUAAGUAGGCCUAUAGGUGUGCAUUCCAGGUAACAGGCCUACAGGUGUGCAUCCAAAGGUAAACAGGCCUACAGGUGUGUGCCCAGCCAAGGUAAACAGUGAUUUGAAAUAAAUAAGAGAUAAUGGAUCCUGAUUUAGCUGAUAACUGGUUCUUUGAAUCAGUAAAAAAAUAUAAUAGUUUAUAUAUGUAUGAUCUACAACAACAAGUGAUAUCGGCUGACUGGAUCAGUGAGCAAGGUUUAUGUGUGUCUAUUUCAAAUGGUAGAAAGCACGAAAUACUAGAGUUAUCUCUUCCUGAUCGCAUCUUGGUGGGAGAAGAACAAGCAGCGUUGUUAAAAGAUCGUGAUUUUCGUGUGGAAACUGGAGGGUUUGUGGAAGACAGGGUUACAUCUUUAUCACAUCUACCAAAUACAAGGAAUGUUGUAGCCUCUACAGAUGUAGAUAAUUCUGUCAGCAUUUUACAGAUUGGUGGCGAAAACUCAGAUCUUAUCUGUAAACAACAAACUAUUGUCAACAAGACACCAUUACGGGAAUCAAGUCAUGUUGGUGUUUUAUCCGAUAAUCAGGUUUUAUUUGGAAGCGGAGUAAAUGAUCUUUGUUUAACUGAUGUUACCAUAGGAACAAUAAUCUCACACUUCACAGGUGAAAUGUGCAAAGAAACACUGCCUAUUAGCUGUCUUGCACCACUAGAUGGCUCUACAUGUUUAGCAUGUGAAAGGUCAAGGGGUCAAACAUAUACCAUAGACACAAGGGACAGUAAAUUGAUGUGUGACCUUUAUGCUAGUUUCCAUAGUAACUCAAUUAUUACCAGUAUCCAUAGUAACAGUUGUCAUAACUCUAGUGAAUCUUAUUGGACGAUGUGUGUGUCGCCAGACAUGAAAUAUAUUUAUCAAAUUUCAAAUAAAGGAGAAUUUAGAUACAUGGAUAUAAGAAAUUCCAAAAACACUGUUACUAUAGCAACCAAACUCUCAAGCACCAGUCAGAAGAUCAAUUUAUCAUGUUCAUCAAGUGGAAAAUAUUUGGCCAUGUCAGGUUUUGAUGGAAAUAUUCAGAUUUACAACAUAAAUAAUAUCACCACGGAAAAUAAACUAGAAGCUAUAUUUAAACAUGAAGGUCACAUGGCUAAUAGUAGCCAACCAGAAACCUUGUUAUCAACUGUACAUCUGUGGUAUCCUGGCCAAUCAGAAUUAGUUUUAUCAGGGGCAAGUGAUGGUUCUCUUCAUGCAUGGAGACCAGCUUUUGUUUGAAUGAAUUAAUAGAACUAGUCUGUGUUUAUUAAGGACUGGAAGUAGUAAAUAAAAAUACUGAGAACAGCUCUUCAAUCGAAACCCUACCUUGAAAACCCCCAAGGUAUUUUCUCAUAUCAGUCUAUUUUUAAAACUAAAGUCCUAGAUGUUUGUUUAUGAACCAGGAAUCGCGUCACGUGACCUUUCUUCAUGUCUUGUGACAGGAAAUUGUCUGGAAAUUCUGGCCAACAUCAGUAGCUCCUGGUCAUUGAUCCAGCACCUUUCACACUUGGCCCCAGGUGGUUCUACAGACCGAUGAAUGAUCAGGUGUGUUAGCAAUCUAGAACCACAUGAAAAUGUGGGACUAUAAAAAAAACUAAAUAUAAAAUGCAUAUAAUAUGUAGGUAUUUUAUAAGUUUUAUUCUAUUACAUAUUACAAUUAAUAUGUACAACAAGAGUAUAAAAAUAAAACAUAACAAAACAUUCA
Messenger RNA from Patella vulgata (common limpet), 2014 nucleotides. Its product is annotated as WD repeat-containing protein 73. The record is from RefSeq and is a predicted model, not a curated record. Gene Ontology annotation, molecular function: protein binding. The transcript is spliced from 11 exons. Gene Ontology annotation, cellular component: spindle pole; cytosol. Gene Ontology annotation, biological process: cytoplasmic microtubule organization. NCBI's taxonomy places the organism in Eukaryota, Metazoa, Mollusca, Gastropoda, Patellidae. The coding region runs from base 424 to 1548 and encodes 374 amino acids.